CUAGCCUAGCCUAUCUUAGCCUAGCAUAUUUUAGCUUAGCAUAGUUUAAUUUAUUUGCUCCCUCCUCCCUUCCUUCCUUGCCUCCUCCCUCCCUCCGCCUGUCAAAGCCGAGCAGCCUCCGCCCUCCACCUCCAGUCCGCCGCCGCCGCCUGCCUGCCAGCUUGCCUCGACGCCAGCACCCCAGCCAGCCCGCCUGCCGCCUGAGCUCCUUUCCAUCGUCCGCGAGUCGCCCCGGGCCGCCCCAGUCUGAGCCAGCAGCGGGAUUUCGAAGCCCCCUGGAGAAAAUGGCCAGCAGACCUCUACCCGUCAACGCAGCUUUCCUGCCGCCGACUCACGGCGUGCUCAAGUCGCUGCUGGAGAACCCGCUCAAGCUGCCCUUCCACCACGAAGAAGGUUUCGGCAAGGACAAGGACAAGGAGAAGAAGCUCGAGGAUGAGAGCGGAGACGCCAACCCGCCGCAGUCGGCCUUCCUCGGGCCAACGCUUUGGGACAAGACGCUGCCCUACGAUGGCGACAACUUCCAGCUGGAGUACAUGGACCUGGAGGAGUUUCUGUCCGAGAACGGGAUUCCCGCCAACACUGCGCACGGCAACCAUCACCAUCAGCAGCAGCAGCCGCAGGUGGCCCCGCCCCCCCAGGCCGCGCCAGCCCCCUCGGUGGUGGACCUGAGCAACCACGCCGCCACCCCAGUGCACAGCGGCGUGCCACCCCCACCACCGCAGCAACAGACGUGUUUGCGAAGCCCUAAUGCCACAGGGUCACGCGACACCCCCAGCCCCAUCGACCCCGAGUCCAUCCAGGUGGCGCUGAGCUACGAGCCCGACCCGGCCGACCUGGCGCUGUCCAGCGUGCCGGGCCAAGCUGUCUUUGACCCGCGCAAGCACAAGUUCUCGCCCGAGGAGCUCAAGCCGCAGCCAAUGAUCAAGAAGGCCCGCAAGGUCUUCAUACCCGAGGACCUCAAGGACGACAAGUACUGGGCACGGCGCAGAAAGAACAACGUGGCGGCCAAACGGUCGAGGGAUGCGCGGCGGCUGAAGGAAAACCAGAUCGCCAUCCGGGCGGGCUUCCUGGAGAAGGAGAAUGCCGCUCUGCGCCUGGAGGUGGCUGACCUGCGCAAGGAGCUCGGCCGCUGCAAGAACAUCGUGGCCAAGUACCAGGCCCGGCACGGCCCCCUGUGAGCGGCCCCUCCCCCCCAGCACCCCACCGCCACACUGCCCCUUUAAGGACUAUGUCGUCAUCACCCCCCCCCUCGACUCACACACAGUAUCAAGCCCCUUCCAUGCUGCCUGUGUCAGUAAGUGUUCAUACACAACGCCCCAAAGUAUAUUUGAAGGCUCUUUAUACGUUUGCUGUCAGGGUUGCAAAAAAAAACUUUUGUUCAUUUUCUGCAAAAGGUCCGGCAUAUUUCUGGACAUGAUUCAGAAAUUUCUCGAAAAUGUGUUGAAUAUUUUCUGAAAACGUUGAGUCCAGUUAUUGAAACACAGUUUCUAGAAAACUUUUAUGAAAAUUGUUGAUAGAUUUGGACAUUCUUUUCCUGAGGUAUUACUACUAAAUAUUCUUUUAAACUUCUGGAAAAUCACCCAUCUAUUUCUUGAAAUUGUCUAGUAAAUUUCUGGAAAAUUAAAAUGGGAAAUUCUUCAAAUUCACAGGAAAUAAAUAGGAGUGGUGCUAAAUUAUAAUUGUUAUAAUAUUUCAGCAAAACUCCUGAUAAUUUUCUGGAAGACUCAUGGAGAUUUGCUGGUACCUUUCCAUGAAAAAUUAAGAUGCUGAUGAAUUUCUGGAAGACAUGGAGAUUUUCUGUUACCUUUCCAUGAAAAAGUAAUAUGCAAAAGCAUUGGCAUCGCACCCAUUUUUUUUAACGAUUAGUUUAAGCAGCAGUGUGGCUGAAACUCACUCCUAACGUUUCUCUUUAAUAAGCAAUGCAAAACGACAUGCUCGUGUUUAAUUGGCAUUAGAGGUUGUAGUAGGCAUUAGGCAGAAAUGCAUACUGAAAAACAGAAAUGUUACCAUAGUUGACAAGCUCAUGAACUCUGACUUUUCAACUCGUAUCAAACAAAAUAGGAUGGAAGGGGCUUGAUUGUUUUUGAUGCACCUCCCCCCGCAGCGUAAAAGCCAUCACGAUGAGGAUGUGUCCCUACUGACGACUUUUUUUUACCUUCUACUUUUGAUGUUUUUACCGCCAGCUGGUCUCCAUUUCGAUUGGCCAACAGCGCUUCUCUUCAUUGCGCUGUGCACAAAAAAAAAAAAACGUCGUUUGCAAUCUUUCUCCAUUUUUCACCGCCCUCAUUUCAAUUGGCGCUUGGUGUUUAUUCCAGCAUGAUUUCACCUACCCCCCCAUCCUUUGAUUAUUAUUUUUUUGUCGAUGUUAAAUUUUCCCGCUUGUGUUGAACGUAGCAUGACCCCUGACCCUCGAUCCCUCGUGGUAGAGCCCCCCUUAGCCCUCUCCCCAUAGUGUCUGCGUAGCCGGCGCCGCCGCCCGUCUGGCCAACAAGAUGGUGGCACGAAUGUAAAAGGAUAUUUUUUCAGGGGGUUGGCGGACGCGUUUGUGGCAGACCAAACCAAUCGCGUACAGAGAUGAUAUAUUGGUUACAAGAGAUGUUUAUAUAUAAAACCUAUAAAUCUAUACGUUGUUGUUUUGUACAGUAUUUUUCCUAUUACAUUUAUUGAAUAUGUAUUUUAAAGGCACAACAGAUCCAGAAUAUUAUUAAAGAUUACAACAAUACAAAAUA
This is a messenger RNA of Syngnathus typhle (broad-nosed pipefish), 2729 nucleotides long. RefSeq names its product HLF transcription factor, PAR bZIP family member a (gene hlfa). The transcript is spliced from 4 exons. Gene Ontology annotation, cellular component: nucleus. NCBI's taxonomy places the organism in Eukaryota, Metazoa, Chordata, Actinopteri, Syngnathiformes, Syngnathidae. Gene Ontology annotation, molecular function: DNA-binding transcription factor activity, RNA polymerase II-specific; RNA polymerase II cis-regulatory region sequence-specific DNA binding. The coding region runs from base 285 to 1178 and encodes 297 amino acids. Gene Ontology annotation, biological process: regulation of transcription by RNA polymerase II. The record is from RefSeq and is a predicted model, not a curated record.